Priapulus caudatus is the source of this 770-nucleotide messenger RNA. RefSeq lists its product as uncharacterized. The record is from RefSeq and is a predicted model, not a curated record. The transcript has 3 exons. NCBI's taxonomy places the organism in Eukaryota, Metazoa, Priapulida, Priapulimorpha, Priapulimorphida, Priapulidae. Bases 141 to 620 code for a protein of 159 amino acids.
GGCUGUCAACGCGCACGCCUACGUGCGCCAAAUGCCGUAACCACGACAUUGUUGUUCCGUUGAAAGGUCACAAGCGUUUUUGCAAGUUCCGAGAUUGUCCCUGCGACCAAUGUAUUCUUAUUUGCGAUCGUCAGAAAGUGAUGGCGCGCCAGGUGGCGCUACGAAGGCAGCAGCAGCAAGAUGUCGAUCUGGGCCUGAAGGUGUUGAAGGGAAACUACUCUAGCGAUGAAGAUUCGCUGCUGGUGUGCCCCGGCAUGAGGCUCGGCCGCGACCGCCUGGGAAGCAGCGACAGCGGAGGCAGUUUAACCGUCGACGAUGCGAGGGCGGCCAGCGAACCAUCGCCGCCCGACCGGGACCGCGCUCCGCCACUGCCGCUGGUUCUACCGCAGCCGCCAAGCCGCGACGCGCCGCCGCCGUCGUCGGUGGCGCCCCCUCACGACGACGGCGAGCCGGGCAGCCCUCCGAACAGCGUCUUCUACCGCUGCUUCUACUGCAGCGCGCCGCACUACUGCACCGCCCCCCAGAUGGCGCUGCCGCAGUACGCGACUCCGCCGUUCUACGACGCGUCUGCGUACAUGCAGGCAGGCUACCAGCGCGGCGGCUUCGGCGGACAGUCCUAGGUGGCGCCGCCCACCGUCUUUUUUCGGCAUCUGCGCGCGCAGUCUGGGUUUGCGCGGAUGGCGCGGGAAAGGUUCGGUGUUGGUUUGCGCGAGAGAGAGAGAGAGAGAGAGAGGGAGGGAGGGAGAGAGCGAGCGAGAGAGAGAGAGAGA